Messenger RNA from Dermacentor albipictus, 552 nucleotides. Lineage: Eukaryota; Metazoa; Arthropoda; Arachnida; Ixodida; Ixodidae. The record is from RefSeq and is a predicted model, not a curated record.
ACAUUGAAAGAACUUCGUGGACUCCUGCGAUCAUGGCUAUCAUAUUGGCCCUUGCUGUCGUUACUGUGAUGGCCGCCGUUGGAAGUUCUGCUGUGGAUCCAACACUGCAAUUUUUUCAGGAUACUCAACACAGGCCCAUUCUCACCUACGAGUGUUACCGCACGGAUGUCACCGUUGAACCCGAAGGCACAGUAAACUUCACCAUUUUUUGGGAUGGUACACGAGACGCUUCUAAUGAGGCGGGUAAAGUGUACAGUUGGUACGCUGAAAACGGCACCCAAAGCCACUAUACCCAAGGUACCUAUUCCUACGAAUACGAUAGUGCCUCCUCCACAAUCAAAAUGAGCAAUUCUGACAUACAGCAGCACCUUUACCAGCUGCGGGAGGCUUACGACGACUUGGCUUACUACUGGAAGCUGACCAUGACAAGUGAAAAUGACCGCGUUGUCUACAAGGUGUACGACGUUGACUCGCGAUGCGGAAACGCAGCCGCACUACUAAGCAACAUCGACCGCAAGAUCCGGCGAAGAAUGAUCUUCUCAAGAGACGUCC